This is a messenger RNA of Danio rerio (zebrafish), 1775 nucleotides long. The record is from RefSeq and is a predicted model, not a curated record. NCBI's taxonomy places the organism in Eukaryota, Metazoa, Chordata, Actinopteri, Cypriniformes, Danionidae.
UAUGUGUUCGUGCACGGUAUAUCUAAUUGAAAAUGAGAUCAACCAUUUCUCUCUGUCUGCAGAUGAUGCCAGGAAAAAAAUCUUGAGAAAAAACAAGCACCACAUCAUCUGAAGAUCUUCAUGCUAGAAGGAUCCCAACACUAGAUGAUGGAAUUACCAUUGAUGCACUGAAGGUCCGAGUUGACUACACAAGCAGAUAGUGAGAAUCUCUUGAACAGAGGCACAGAGUGGUUUCAUUGGCGGCAAAAAUGGCCCUUCUGAUAGAAAGGAACUAGCUGAAAGGAUCUGGUUCAGACCCACCUGGAAACCCCCUCGAAGUACCACAUCCAGCAGAGCCAGAGGCAGCAGGUGAAGCACUACCUGUCCAGUGCACUAGGAGCCAAGCUGAGCCCACAGGCCAGCACAGGGCCCGGCCCCAGCCAGCCCGCCGAGCACGGCAUGACCCCGGGACCCGGAGCCAGCGCUCCCAACAGCCCUAUGGCCCUUCUCACCCUCAACUGUGAGAAAGAGAUGGACGAUGUAAUUGAAGACAUUAUAAGUUUGGAAUCAAGCUACAGUGAUGACAUUCUUGGGUUCAUGGAUGCAGGACUUCAAAUGACAAACACGAUUCCAGUUUCAGCAAACCUGCUGGACAUGUACAGCAAUCAUGCUCUUCCUCCAGCUGGAGUUUCCAUCAGUAACUCCUGCCCCUCAAGCCUGCCGGCCGUCAAAAGGGAAUUAUCCGUUACUCCAUCUCCGGGCAUGAUGCACAUAAUGGACAAAGCUGGACCAUGUGGCAAGUUUGACUCUUAUCAAAGACCUGAUGGCUUUCCAGUAGAAGCAGAAGUCAGAGCCCUGGCAAAAGAGAGACAAAAGAAGGACAACCACAACCUCAUUGAACGAAGAAGGCGGUUUAAUAUCAAUGACAGAAUUAAGGAGCUGGGGACUUUAAUUCCCAAGUCAAAUGAUCCAGACAUGAGGUGGAAUAAAGGCACCAUCCUGAAAGCAUCAGUGGAUUACAUUAGGAAAUUGCAGAAAGAGCAGCAGAAAGCAAAAGAGCUGGAAAACAGACAGAAGAGACUAGAACACGCAAACAGACAUCUCCUGCUCCGUAUUCAGGAACUUGAAAUGCAAGCCCGUGCUCAUGGACUCACCGUUGUAGCUUCUUCCAGCCUUUAUUCCGCUGAGUUAGUGGCUCGAGCAAUCAAACAAGAGCCUGGGAUGGGGGACUGCACAUCCAAUUUGUACCCACACCUUCCCAGUCCUGACAUGUCCCGUCCUACCACUCUGGACCUCAACAACGGCACCAUCAGCUACAAUGACAGUCCCACGGAGGACGGCGAGCCGGGGGUCUACGACAGCCCAAACAAGGCCUCCACCAAGCUGGAGGACAUGCUUAUGGACAACACCCUGUCUCCGGUGGGCAGCAGCGACCCGCUGUUGUCCUCCGGAUCCCCAGUACCUUCCAACAGUAGCGGCAGCAGCAGUAUGGACGAACAUGACAAUGGCUGUUAGCAAUGCCAACUAAAUUUCAUGAACCAAAGUUAGACAAUUAGAUUUGUGUGUGUGUGUGUCUUGUAAGUACCAGUGUUACAUCCAGAUCAUGAAGAGCGCAAUUUCGUAAAGUAUUAAUCUUGUAUUUCAGAAUAUUUAGUGUGCUUGUGUAUAUAUUUUUUCAUUUAUCAUGUCAGAGUCUAGUCAAGAAUGAAAUCGUGUAAACAAUUAGUUGAUUUUUGAAGGAUUCUCGCGGAUGAUAUAAAGAGUAGCUUGAAUAAAAACUGUUGAGGUGUCUUUUA